UUUAAUCAGGGUUUUAUGUUUAUCAGAAACUGGAAGAAUCGCUCGGUGAUCUCGGUAUUUCUUCAAUUCCGGCCUUUUUCCUUUUCCACCGGCUGGUCCAUCGAAGGAGGCUGCUGGAGAAAUGACCCGACUCGUUACACGAUCCGUCUUCUUUAAUUUCAAUAAACUUCGACUGUAAAUAUGGAGGUCGCCUGUCUAGGGUGUUUACAGUGCCUAGUCCUGCUCCUAAUGGCUUUCUUCUAGGGCGUUAUUUAAUGUCUCUGCCCUGUUUGGUUUAUCGGGAAAAACGACCGUGAAAAUGAAAGAACAACUGGGGAAGAUGGAUGAAUGCUGAACUGUAUCAGACUGGCAAACACAACAAGAAUAUGGUGAUGUGAGAUGACGAAAUGGCCUCUUAUCAACAUUUCUGAUAAACCAUAAUUUAUAAGAAAAAGUUUUGCAGUGUUAUGAACGUAGUUGGUGCGCUAUUACCGUGUGUUACCACUGGAUGCUGGGAUGCUCGUAUGACGAACACUAUGGGAGCUGGAGCUUCUACGCCACCUGGCGUUGCCGACAGCCCCUCUCCGUCAAACACAACUGAACAGCUUGCUAUACCACAAAUUAGGGAAAGGAAAAAAUUGAAGGUUACGGGCUUUGCUACAUUGAGAAAAAAGUUGAUGCGAAGGCGUAGAUCAUCGAAAGCGUGCGAUCAUGGAAGGGUAAUAAGGGAUGCAGUGAGCGAUUGGAGUGGAUUGGAGGUAGCCGCGCUCCUAGAAGAGUACGAGGCAUUAGCUGCCCUCAAAGAUUUGUCAGUUCAAGCUGAACUCGCAAGACCACCUGCGGCAACAUUCAAACAAGACUUAUCGACACUUUAUGAUUUCAAAUACUGCACAGAUGUCGAUUUGGUAUUUAGGGGUGCCUGCUUUCCAGUACACAGGGCUAUUCUUUCUGCCAGAUGCCCUUAUUUCCGGGAUCUCCUUGCUGGAUGCCCUGGUUUUGGUGCUAGAAUUUGCCUUGAAUUAAGAACGGCAGGUGUGGACGUAGAGAUGUUUUCAGCAUUGCUUCGAUACCUUUACACGGGAGAUUUAGGAGGAGGUGGUACUACAGUCGAUGUAGGGCUUCUUCACAGACUAGGAGAGGAGUUUGGUCAUCCUAGUCCUUUGGAACAUGAUUUAAGAUAUUUAUUAGAAACUGGUGAUUAUGCAGAUGCUGCUUUGGUAUUUACUUCGGAAAACACAUCUGAUUAUCAUCGCCCAGAUUCUGGUAGUUCAGAGUAUGGCUUCAGGCCCAAACUUGAGUUACCUUGUCACAAGGCCAUACUCAGUGCUAGAUCGCCUUUCUUCAGAAAUCUCAUCCAGCGAAGAAGCAGAUCUGGUGAAGAGCACACAGAAAGGGCACUUCACAUACCAACAAGAAUUAUUCUUGAUGAGAGCGUGAUCCCAAAGAGAUACGCUAGAGUACUUUUAAAUGCCAUAUAUUUAGAUUCAGUGGAUUUAUCACUCAUAUUGCGUGGAAGCGGUUGUGGAAACAGUGCUGGAAGUUUGAGUGAGGUGGAAGCUUUAACUGGAAACGGUCGUGCUAGACCAAGCGCCCUUGAAGAAGCAAUGGAGCUUUAUCAAAUAGGACGAUUUUUAGAACUUGACAUUGUUUCUCAAGGAUGUGAAGAUGCCAUUUUAGAAUGGCUUACAAUAGAAAAUCUUCCAGUUGUGUUACGAUGGGGAUCACAGGCCCACGGGUCAGCUUGGGUCCUGCGUCAGGCACGGCAUUUAUUAAGGGAAGAGUUUACAUCAGUCGCACACACUCAAGUACUCCAUCAGCUUGAUAAGACAGAUUUAGUCGAUGCCCUGUCCUCUGAUUUCUUGCAAGCCAGUGAGCUUGAAGUUCUCCAGGCUGUUCUGAAAUGGGGCGAGCAUCAGUUGGUACGAAGGAUGGAAGAUAGAGAACCAAAUAUUGUAAGUCAGACUGCACAUUCAGUAACAAGAAAAGGUGUUAAAAAGCGAGAUCUGAGUGACGUGGAACUGAGAGAAAUUUUGUCAGAACUGCUUCCACUUGUUAGAAUGGACCAUGUUAUUCCGACUUGUUCUGAAGCUCUCACCCAAGCCAUCAGGCGAGGGCUUGUUUCAACUCCUCCUAGCCAUAUGAUUGGAUCAGAUAGAGGAGAAAGGCUAAAUGCUUGGGUGAGAGCUACAAACACAGGCAUAUUUGUGAGACCAAGACUGUUCAUGCCAUACUACGAGGAAAUCAAGGCACAAGUGGAGGAUCAACUAGUCGGGGAAGGAGAACUAAUCAGGCUCCGUAGGGCGAGGUAUAUCCCUGAUAUUCCUGAUACGCUUUAUAUGGUUGAAGAGAAACCAAGGCCUGCUCCUGGGAUCGAUAUCAUUGCACAAGCCAUACCAGUACCUGACUCAAGCACGAUGAGUGCUAUGUUAAAAAGGGAACAAAAGUUACGUCAGUCACCGAGUUGCCAAAGGGCCAUUGCACUCCCACUAUCAUCCCGCCAUGAGAUAAACCGUCAACUUAGGCUCAGAGUAGUAAGAGAAUUCAAUUUGCCAGAUGCUGUAGCUCAUUUGCUAGAGAGUGCGUUGUGCUAUAGAGUAGAAGAAGAAGAGGAAGUAUUAGCAGAUAGGAAAAGUGUUUUGAUGAACAACAGUUCAACAAGAGGAGGACAACAAACUCAUCACAAUAGCAGCAGUGGAUUAUCACGAGCAAUGACGUUUCCAAGACAUCAACACCACGUAUUGCCCGCUGUCGUUACAGAAGGAGAUCAUUUAUUGCGGCCUUACCCUACUCAGUGGGCAGUAGAGAGGAGUGAGGGUCAUUUGUCCCAGGUGAUGCCUGAUGUCGCAAUGGCCACAGGCUCUCUCGGCGAUAGCAGUGAUUCUGAUGGCUCUCAGCUUGGCCUAGACCUUGGCGAUGGCGCUGCACACUUGCAGAUGAGCCUGCCUCGUCACCGCAGGGCUUAUCCACCUCCGCCUCCACCUCCACCACCACCCCAUCGCUUCAUAUAGCACAACAGAAUACGAACGCAGUUCAAACCUAAUUGGGGAAACUGAGUUCAGACCUCGUUUUUUUUGUUUUUUUUUUUAAAUUAAUUUAUUUUUGUUUAAUUUACAAGUAUUGAAUGUUUUUGUUUCUUUUUAUUUAACGUUUUCUUAUACUCAAUAAGUGUUCAUUAUUUUUCUGUUUGUUGAUUUUUUUCAUAUACUCUUUAUUGAAAUAAAAUAGACAUUUUUGUAAUUCUCAAAUCGGUUCUUCGACAAAUUCUUCGUUGUGAUUUGUUAUCUUCAGAAUAAAAAUGUUAAAUGAGAACGUUCUGUUUUGAAAAAAGACGUGUUAUAUCCAUAUAGUCAUAUUUUUCCACCAAAAUUUCACGUUUGAAACAAAAUUGAAUAACUAAUUUUAUAUUUAAAAAUAUUGAAAUUAUGUCAUAAAAUUUAUCUUAAAUAUUUUCAUUUUGGUUAACAAAUAUCUGAUAUUUUUCCUGUAAACAUAAAAUCUAUCAAUAGCAUCAUUGCAUUUUUAGUGCAUGUAUUGUUAUUUGUAAGUCAACGAAACAGAAUUUUCUUAUAUAUAAAUAUUGAGCUUUUUUUACAAAAAAAAAACUUUCUUAAAAUGAUACAAUCACGAUAAGACGAAGCAGUUAUAUUUUUAAACGAUAUCCACAGUGGUCUAUUGUGCGGUGAUAAAUGUAACUUAUUAAUUAAUUAUAUUAACUUUUUAAAAAGAGAAGAAAGACCUACUCAUUGAUAAAAUGUUGCCAAACCGAAUAGUGAAUCUGUGUUGCUUCAGGAUUAUCGAAGUAACAAACUUUUGAUGUCGCAAGUGAUAUAAACUAUCAUUUCUUUAUUGCUAUAAAGACAACUGUCAUAAUGACAGAAAGUUAGCUUAAAACCUAGAAAAUUAUAUCUCAGCAUUUUUUUAAUAAUGCUAGAUAUAAUUAAAAAAAGAGAAAAAUGAAUGAAAACCGAUUCUAAAAAGGAAAAGAAAGAAAUGUGUUAAUGGAACAUUUUUUUAAUAUAUUGUAAGUACUUAUUAUUUGAUAUACUUAAUUUGAAAUUUGUUUUCCAGAAAUGGAUUUAUAACUGUGAUAAAAAAAGAAAUGUAUUUGAUAAGUUAUUACUGUUUAUUUAGUGUCACAAUCCAAUCCCAAUUAUUUCAUUUAAACAAAUAUUAAAAUAUGAUAUGAAAAUAUGAAAUUUACCUUUUUAAACAAAAUAAAAGAAAAAAUUAUAACGUCAUAAGACAUCAACUUUAUUCUAACUUCUUUCACCACAAACUUGUACAUAUUUUUUUAUUGUAAUAUUUAUUUUAUUUGGGGAAAAAUAUUUAUACUUGCUGUUAUAGCUUUGUAAAUAAAUUCAGUAACGUUGUUUACUGAAUGUUAAAAAAAAAAAAAUCUUCGCUCGAGACAGAGAAUUCUGGUUGUUAGCUGCAAAAGCAAUUUUUAAAGACUGGUUUUAACCUUAUACCUUAUUUUGUAUUUAAAAAAUUUAACUGAAGCUUGAAUAAUUGACUACUACAAAUGUGUAUCUUGGUAUAAGUGGCAUUUUAUAUUGGCAUAUUUUCUUUAAAUUGUUUCAUUUUGAUUCCAAACAUUGAUGGGAAAAAUAUGUUUAAAUUCAGUUUCCAUUUGUGUCGAUUAUGCUUAGCGUAUUUUAUUUUUUGCAUAACAUUUUUGUGAACGGAAAUCUUUAAAAUUUUACAUUCAAAAAUUAAAAACAAAAAAAUAAUACAAAUAUUUGUGACUUACUAUGGUUUUUUUAAAAAUGGUAGAUUUGCUGUCUCCGUAUAUUGGUAUAUUUAUAGUACAAAUAAGUCAAAAGUAAAUUAUGUAUGUGUAUAUACUACAUAUAAAAAUUAUAUUUAAUUAUACAAAUAUUAAAAAAUAAAAUUUGUGUACAAAGGUUAUUGUGUAUGGUUUAAAAGUUAAAAUGUAAAAUAGAAGAGAAAAAAUGUUCAAGGUAUCUCACAUUUGAGUCGUAUUUUUUUUUUAUGUUAAUUGGUUAAGCGUUAAUGUAUUAAUAUUGUGAUUUUUGUUGACCUAUUUUCUUAUGGGCCUUUUUUCCCCUGAAAGGACCAAGUGGAUGUUUAAUUAAUUUUAUAUUAUUGUUGUAAAAAAUAUUCAAUUGAAAAACAUUGUUGAUUAUAAAUAUUACUAUAUUAACUUAUAAUUCAAUAGAUAUCAUUUUCCACA
This is a messenger RNA of Cimex lectularius (bed bug), 5173 nucleotides long. Its product is annotated as BTB/POZ domain-containing protein 7. Gene Ontology annotation, molecular function: protein binding. Lineage: Eukaryota; Metazoa; Arthropoda; Insecta; Hemiptera; Cimicidae. The transcript is spliced from 15 exons. The coding region runs from base 447 to 2987 and encodes 846 amino acids. The record is from RefSeq and is a predicted model, not a curated record. Gene Ontology annotation, biological process: morphogenesis of a branching epithelium.